Molecule: messenger RNA, 913 nt
Organism: Pseudomyrmex gracilis
Lineage: Eukaryota; Metazoa; Arthropoda; Insecta; Hymenoptera; Formicidae
Product: acyl-coenzyme A thioesterase 13-like
Exons: 3
Coding region: 217-654 (145 amino acids)
Molecular function (GO): fatty acyl-CoA hydrolase activity
Source: RefSeq, a predicted model, not a curated record
CGCAAAAAAAAAACACCACACCGAUAUCUUAUCGCAUUUUAAGUGUUUCCAAGAAAACAGGUUAGAAAUUCCCCAAGUAAACAAACAGUUUCACUAAUACUGUGACGUACAAAUGUUUGAUGUCUCUCACAAGGAAUAGAUUUAUUCGAUAGUGAUUUCAUAACAGUACGUCAUUCCAAAGAUCGACGCGAAAUUGAAAUUUGAUUCCGAUUAGAUAUGUCGCGCAAAGUAGAAUUUGUGAAGUCCGUUUGGGAAAUGGUUGUAAAAUCGAAAACCUUCGGUCAGUGUAUGAAAGAUGUAGAAAUACUGUCAGCUGGUGAUGGCAAAUGCAAAGCGCAAUUUACCGUGUUGAAAGAGCAUACAAAUCCAGCUGGUUCUUUACACGGCGGUUUUACCAGUACUGUCAUAGAUUGUAUAUCUUCGUACGCUUUGAUGACCGCCAGAUCUGAUGCUCAACCUGGACUUUCCGUGGACUUACACGUAACGUUUUUGAAUUCUGCAAUUCCUGGCGAAACGGUGACGGUCGAUGCUAGAACUAUACGGCACGGGAAAACUAUGAAUUUUCUCGCCGUCGAGCUCACGAAGAACAACGGCAAGGACGUUGUCGCCCGUGGACAACACACGAAGUUUGUCAAGCCACCGAAGACCGGAUAAUGCUAUAUCGCUUUAUAGCAAUACUAACGAGAAAAAUAGGAAUUUCAACCAUAAUUAUUUUACCACGCAAUUAUAGUCACAAAUACCAAACACUUUUCUCUCAGUGUAUAUUGUGUGAAAAUACAAGAAUAAAGAAUACAUAAUUAAUGAUCUCUUAAAAAUAACAUCUCUUGUUAGUAAAAAAAAAAAAAAAAACUGGUUACAAAUAUAACAUGUCAUAAUGAUGUGAUUUAAAAUAAAGAGAAACAGCUAUCUCAUG